AUGACAACAUCCGCCGAGUGUUUUCUAGAAGUGGGCGCAUGCGGCGACAUUCGCUAUCUGUUCAAGGAUGGGAAACAGAUAAUCGUCAAUGGGACUCUGUCCAUUGAUCUCAGCUCUAUACCCUUGCUUGAGGAUACUACGAGAGUGGAGGGCGAGAGAGUUACGCAUGAAAAGAGGUACACGAAAAGUAAUACAAUCCUCAUCAAGGACAGCGAUUUUCCCAAUGUCCCGCGAAUUGACUACCACACCAUGCGGCAUGGGACAUGGAGCGACUGUUUACCUAUCGAAUUCGGCCACGGUACUGAUCAUCCAGAGACCGUGUUCAAGCUGGCUGCCUGGAAGACCAAACUCGUACAUCGUGAUGCUACCUUUCUCUCUAGGCUAGUAAACAGUGAUAAUAUUGUCCGCUUGGUGAGCAUCGUGACCGUCGAGGGUCGUUUCGCUGGGUACGGAAUGGACCUACUCUACGAACUUCGCUCUCCUCUUGGUCCUACGACGGAACGGCUGAAGGAGAUGUUACCGGAUUUUAUUCAGGACACAGUCGAAUACCUCCAUCAAACUGCCCAUAUAUACCACUGUGAUAUUAGGAUGAGUAAUAUCAUGGUAAAUGGACAGGGUAGGUUAAAACUCAUCGACUUUGAUAUCGCGGAAAUAGAUGUAUCGGCUUCCCCGCGCACCUACUUCCCUACCGCCCAGUUCUUUCUUGGUAUCUGCCACAGGCUCGAUCACCUUGACGUAGGUAUGUCCGUCUUCCUCAUGUUUAUGGUGUUGUCAGAUACGCGUGAAGAGAUACCCGCCAACGCCCUUGACCCUUUCAAUUUCUACAUCGACAAUAACCUCCAACGCUCAGCUUACUUUCAACAUGUGCAGGACGCGGUUCAAGGGAAGCUGCGGGCACACCUGGAACGUCCAGAUGCGGAACUUUCCAUGCCCUACAAUCACGGCGAAUGCUGA
Messenger RNA from Histoplasma capsulatum G186AR, 954 nucleotides. RefSeq lists its product as uncharacterized. The coding region runs from base 1 to 954 and encodes 317 amino acids. The record is from RefSeq and is a predicted model, not a curated record. Gene Ontology annotation, molecular function: protein kinase activity; ATP binding. The transcript has a single exon. NCBI's taxonomy places the organism in Eukaryota, Fungi, Ascomycota, Eurotiomycetes, Onygenales, Ajellomycetaceae. Gene Ontology annotation, biological process: protein phosphorylation.